Messenger RNA from Leptinotarsa decemlineata (Colorado potato beetle), 1286 nucleotides. RefSeq names its product Secretory Pathway Calcium atpase (gene SPoCk). Gene Ontology annotation, cellular component: membrane. Gene Ontology annotation, molecular function: ATP hydrolysis activity; ATP binding; P-type calcium transporter activity. Gene Ontology annotation, biological process: calcium ion transport. NCBI's taxonomy places the organism in Eukaryota, Metazoa, Arthropoda, Insecta, Coleoptera, Chrysomelidae. The record is from RefSeq and is a predicted model, not a curated record.
AUGCCUGAAUAUUUCCCCUUCCACAGCGAAUUCAGAAAAAUAGUUGACACCCAAAAAGGUUUGUCUUGGCAGGAGGCAAAUGACAGGAGAAAGGUUUCAGGAUACAAUGAGUUCUCAGUAAAAAACGGCGACCCAAUAUGGAAAAAAUACUUGGAACAAUUCAAGAAUCCUCUGAUCCUGCUGCUGCUUGCCUCGGCUGUCGUUUCUGCUGCAAUGAGUCAAAUCGAUGAUGCCGUCAGUAUUACAGUAGCUAUAAUUAUAGUAGUCACCGUAGCUUUUGUUCAAGAAUAUAGAUCUGAGCAAUCUCUGCAAGAAUUAACCAAACUUGUACCGCCAUCAUGCCACUGCUUGAGAGAAUCGACGCCGGACAGUUUCCUCGCUCGGGAAUUGGUUCCUGGCGAUGUGGUAUUCCUGAAUGUCGGUGACCGAGUUCCUGCAGAUAUACGUAUAUUUGAAGCAACUGAUCUCACUAUCGACGAAAGUUCUUUCACGGGUGAAACGGAACCGGCAAAGAAGAACACUGAUUCUGUCAUCAGACCAAAUGGAGCACAUUCCUCGAACACCAACAUCGCCUUCAUGGGCACCCUAAUAAGAUGUGGCGUUGGAAAAGGAAUAGUUGUAAGCACAGGUACAAAUAGUGAAUUUGGAUCUGUGUUCAAAAUGAUGCUGGAAGAAGAGGCGCCAAAAACACCACUACAAAAAUCCAUGGAUAAAUUAGGAGCACAACUCUCCAUGUAUUCGUUUGGAAUAAUCGCUUUAAUCAUGGUUAUAGGAUGGAUUCAGGGUAAAUUAAUAAUGGAAAUGUUGCAAAUCGGCGUCAGUUUGGCUGUUGCAGCAAUUCCCGAAGGUUUGCCAAUCGUCGUGACAGUAACAUUAGCAUUGGGUGUAAUGCGAAUGGCAAAGAGGAAGGCAAUAGUUAAAAAAUUACCAACGGUAGAAACGUUAGGCUGUGUUAAUGUGAUAUGUUCUGAUAAAACAGGAACAAUAACUAGGAACGAGAUGACUGCCACUGUGCUGGUUACGUCUGAUGGAUAUAUAGCAGAAAUUACGGGUGCUGGUUAUAAUGAUCAUGGACAAAUAUUACUACGCACUAAGUAUGAUUUUCCAGAUAAGGCUAGAGAAAGUAUACACGCAUUGUUGGAGAAUGAUAAAGACACAACUGGAUUAUGGUUAACGGCUAGUGAGGCAAGUAGUUUAGAAGUGGCAGAAGUAGCUGAAAGAUUGCGAGUUGACACCCAAAAAGGUUUGUCUUGGCAGGAGGCAAAUGACAGGAGAAAGGUUUCAGG